AUCACCUUCCCAUGGAUGGAGGCUUCUUCAAAGAAUGAUAUUUUAAAAGUCUGUAGAAAGGAAUAUGAGGAGGUUGGCCAAUAUGUGUUGAAGGAGAACGGGAGAGGAAAGAAUGCUCUCUUUAGUUGUAUUAACAGAAAUGAAAUGGGAUCAAUCUGUUGCAGUUAUGCAGGUCAUCAUACAAACUGUCGAGAAUAUUGUCAAGCAAUUUUUCGGACAGACUCUUCUCCUGGUCCUUCACAAAUAAAAGCAGUUGAAAAUUACUGUGCAUCAAUUAGCCCUCAGCUAAUACACUGUGUGAACAACUAUACGCAAUCCUAUCCAAUGAGAAAUCCUACAGAUAGUUUGUAUUGCUGUGAUAGAGCAGAAGACUAUGCAUGUCAGACUGCUUGUAAAAGAAUUCUAAUGUCAAUGAAAACAGAGCUUGAAAUUGUUGAUGGACUUAUAGAAGGCUGCAAAACGAUGCCUCUUCCUCAGGAUCCACUUUGGCAAUGUUUUCUUGAGAGUUCAAGGUCUGUUCACCCAGGAGUCACUGUGCAUCCUCCACCUUCAACAGGCCUCGAUGGAGCAAAACUUCAUUGCUGUUCUAAAGCAAACUCUUCCACAUGUAGGGAGCUCUGUACUAAGCUUUAUAGCACGAGCUGGGGCAGUUCACAGAGUUGGCAAGAAUUUGAUCGCUUUUGUGAGUAUAAUGCAGUUGAAGUUUCCAUGUUGACCUGUUUAGCAGAUGUACGAGAACCUUGUCAGCUGGGCUGUAGAAAUCUUUCUUACUGCACUAAUUUUAAUAACAGACCAACAGAACUUUUUAGAAGCUGCAAUUCACAAUCAGACCAAGGAGCCAUGAAUGACAUGAAGCUUUGGGAAAAAGGGAGUAUUAAGAUGCCAUUUAUAAAUAUUCCUGUUCUUGAUAUUAAUAAAUGCCAACCAGAAAUGUGGAAGGCAAUUGCCUGCUCACUGCAGAUUAAACCUUGCCACAGCAAAUCCAGAGGAAGUAUUAUCUGCAAAUCAGAUUGUGUGGAAAUACUAAAGAAAUGUGGAGAUCAUAACAAAUUCCCUGAAGGCCACUCAGCUGAAAGUAUUUGUGAGCUCUUAUCUCCAACAGAUGACUUGGAGAACUGCAUUCCUUUGGAUACGUACCUGAGUCCAAGUUCUUUAGGAAACAUUGUAGAAGAUGUUACUCAUCCAUGUAAUCCAAAUCCAUGUGCAGCUAAUCAGUUGUGUGAAGUAAAUAGAAAAGGAUGUCAGUCUGGAGAACUGUGUCUUCCAUAUCUGUGUGUACCAGGCUGCAAACUGGGAGAAGCUUCGGAUUUUAUUGUCCGUCAAGGUACACUUAUUCAGGUUCCAUCCUCAGCUGGUGAUGUUGGUUGUUACAAGAUUUGUACCUGUGGACACACUGGAUUGCUAGAAAACUGUGUAGAAAUGCAUUGUGUUGACCUCCAAAAAUCAUGCAUUGUUGGUGGACAAAAAAAAGUAAGCCAUGGAACAUCUUUUAAUAUAGACUGCAAUGUCUGUUCAUGUUUUGCUGGAAACUUGAUAUGUUCCACACGUCAGUGCUUAACUGAGCACAGUUCAGAAGAUGAACGUCGGAAGUUUACAGGUUUGCCAUGUAACUGUGUAGAUCAGUUUGUACCAGUAUGUGGUCAAAAUGGGCGCACGUAUCCAAGUGCUUGUAUAGCUCGGUGUGUUGGUCUCCAAGACAAUCAAUUUGAAUUUGGAUCAUGUAUUUCCAAGGAUCCUUGUAACCCUAACCCUUGUAGUAAAAAUCAAAGAUGCAUUCCAAAGAAACAAGUUUGCUUGACCAGUUUUGGAAAGUUUGAAUGUAGCCAACAUGAAUGUGUGCCAAGGCAAUUAAAUUGUGACCAGACACAGGAUCCUGUUUGUGACACAGAUGGCGUGGAAUACAGUAAUGUGUGUACUUUGUACCAAAAAGGAAAAAAUCUAGCGUAUCGAGGACCGUGCCAGCCAUUCUGCAAAUCAGUAGAACCUGUGUGUGGACAUAAUGGGGAAACCUACAGCAGUGUGUGUGCUGCCUAUUCUGACCGUGUGGCUGUUGACUAUUACGGACCCUGUCAGGCUGUAGGUGUUCUCUCAGACUAUGGUUUUCACACAGAGUGUGCCUUUGUUAAAUGUCCUCAGCUUUCUGCUGCUGGCUGCAGACCAGUCAUUGCACCAGGAGCUUGCUGUCCACUGUGCGCUGGAAUGCUGAGAAUAUUAUAUGACAAAGAUAAGCUGGAUAACUUUGCAAGGGUAACAAAUAAAAAGCCUAUAACUGUACUUGACAUACUUGAAAAGCUCCGCCUGCAUAUUUCCGUGCCACAGUGUGAUGUGUUUGGAUAUUUAAGCAUAGAAUCUGAAAUUGUGAUUCUCAUCAUUCCUGUGGAUCAGAAACCCAAACCAUUGCAGAUUGAAGCCUGCAAUAAAGAAGCAGAAAAGAUAGAGUCAUUGAUCAAUUCAGACAGUCCAACAUUAGCAUCACACGUACCUCUGUCAGCCCUAAUUGCAUCUCAAGUACAAGUUUCAUUUAGUAUCUCUUCUCCUUCUGUUAAAGUGGGGCCUGUAUUGCACUGCCUGUUCAUCAGUUUUUCAUUUACCUUGCUAAAAUUAAUGUAUUACAUAUAGCUACAAAGCAAACAUACACAAGUAUCAAAGUGUUUUACAUUGUGGAGAACAUUGAGAAUUGUUGAUCACUGAACCGGAAAACAAAAACUGUAGAAGACUUGCUGUACUGGUAUUUCUCACCGAAGAAUGAAGGGUAUGUGGAAUAAGCUGAAAUGUGAUUCUUUUAUUCCUUACUACCAAAGUGUUUCAGCACAAUUAGAUCAUUUUCCAUUGACUUUGUAACACAAACGUACAUUGGAAGGUUCUGACUUUAUGGAUCUCUCUCUGUGCGAAGGUUCUCAGUGUUCUUUUCAGCAGUGAACAAAGUGUUUUGAGUUUAUUGAAAAAUGUUAACUUUGUAUUAUUCAGACGAAUAUCAGUGACUACAAAAUGUACGUGCCUGUCCUAAGCAUCAUUUUUUGAAGAAACAAAUUGCUGCUACUUCAUUACCUUACCAAAAAUACGAGUUUAUUCUCAUGUAAAUACACAUUCAUAUUUUAUUAUGAAGGAGACUAACUAAUUCUGAGCCUAUUUCGAUAGACAUCUUUACUUGGACUAGUGAAGAUUCAUGGGACGUUGGGCUCAGUGCUUUUGAAAUGACAAUCAAGCUCUAUACCUGAAGUACCUGAAGAAAUGAAGAAAUGUGUUCUUUUUAUAGUUUUGUAUAUUUCAGAAUCUGGUAUUAGAUGCAAAUUUAUAAAGAAUCUCAUUAUCUAUAUUUAAGUGCCAUUUAAAAUAUUGCAGUAUUUGCAUGUUAUCUAAUGAAAAUUAUACUUUAAAUAUGUUUAAAUGUUUACACAGUGUUUUAUUUCUUAUUGUAUUCUAUGCACCUGACCUUACUCUGCAUGAAGUAUUUUAUAUCAGUAUUAUGAUAACCAACUUUUGAAGUAUUUACAGAUUUUUUUGCCAAAAUGCUGAACUUUGAAAGCACUGAAAACUUUUUGAACAUAUAUGUUAUUGUAGCAUGUCUGUAGCAAAUAUUUUAUGCUAAAUCUUAUAAAUUUAAAAGUAUUAAAGCUUUUUUAUCUUAAUAAAAUUGUCAUUUGUCCUUA
This is a messenger RNA of Meleagris gallopavo (turkey), 3650 nucleotides long. Lineage: Eukaryota; Metazoa; Chordata; Aves; Galliformes; Phasianidae. The record is from RefSeq and is a predicted model, not a curated record.